AGGCCCUUCACCAGAAUGAGGAAGGAGGGCCCAGCAGGUUGCUGCCGGUGCCCCGACUGCGUGCUGGCAGGCAGGCGUUCCUUGGGGCCGCCCCGCCCUCCCUGGGUGCCCACCUCAUCUCGUGCCACCCACAGCCUGUCUGGCCAGGCCCGGGCAGGUCUGAGGAUGGGUGGGGAGCCCUGAGCCUCACCCCCUCUCUCCGCCGCCGCCUCCGCCCGCCCCGCCCUGGGCCCGGCACUCAGGCCUCGCUGAGCUGGGCCCUCCUGGUGCCUGAGGCUGAGAAAUCGGGGGUCCCUGAGGGGGUCCCCGGAACCGGCCGGGUGGGGGUGCCCUCCCCAGGGGGGCCGGGGCCAUGCCCCCUGGCGCCCUCUGAGCCCCGACCAUGGCCCGCUCGCUGACCUGGCGCUGCUGCCCCUGGUGCCUGACGGAGGAGGAGAAGACGGCGGCCCGGAUCGACCAGGAGAUCAACCGGAUCCUCUUGGAACAGAAGAAGCGGGACCGCGGGGAGCUGAAGCUGCUGCUGCUGGGCCCCGGGGAGAGCGGGAAGAGCACGUUCAUCAAGCAGAUGCGUAUCAUCCACGGGGCCGGCUACUCGGAGGAGGACCGCAAGGGCUUCCGGCCCCUCGUCUACCAGAACAUCUUCGUCUCCGUGCGCAACAUGCUCGAGGCCAUGGAGCGGCUGCAGAUCCCCUUCAGCCGGCCCGAGAGUAAGCACCACGCCAGCCUGGUCAUGAGCCAGGACCCCUACAAGGUGACCACCUUCGAGAAGCACUACGCCGUGGCCAUCCAGUGGCUGUGGAGGGACGCGGGGGUCCGGGCCUGCUACGAGCGUCGGCGCGAGUUCCACCUGCUCGACUCCGCCGUGUACUACCUGUCCCACCUGGAGCGGAUCACGGAGCCUGACUACAUCCCCACGGCACAGGACGUGCUCCGCAGCCGCAUGCCCACCACCGGCAUCAACGAGUACUGCUUCUCCGUGCAGAAAACCAACCUGCGGAUCGUGGACGUCGGGGGCCAGAGGUCAGAACGUAAGAAGUGGAUCCACUGCUUCGAGAAUGUGAUCGCGCUCAUCUACCUGGCCUCGCUGAGCGAAUACGACCAGUGUCUGGAGGAAAACAACCAAGAGAACCGGAUGAAGGAGAGCCUGGCCCUGUUUGGCACCAUCCUGGAACUUCCCUGGUUCAAAAGCACCUCCGUCAUCCUCUUCCUCAACAAAACCGACAUCCUGGAGGAGAAGAUCCCCACCUCCCACCUGGCUACCUACUUCCCCAGUUUCCAGGGCCCCAAGCAGGACGCGGAGGCGGCCAAGAGCUUCAUCCUGAACAUGUACGUCAGCAUGUACGCCAGCUGCGUGGACGGCGCCGACGCUGACCGGAAGGGCCCGCGCUCCCGGCGCCUCUUCAGCCACUACACGUGCGCCACGGACACGCAGAACAUCCGCAAGGUCUUCAAGGACGUGCGGGACUCGGUCCUGGCCCGCUACCUGGACGAGAUCAACCUGCUGUGACCCAGGCCCCACCGCCCCCGGGCUCGGACCCCCGCGCAGCAGGCGACACCUGCGGGCAAGCGGGCAGGAGGCGCGCCCGGAUGACCCUGGUGGCUCCAGGCUCAGGGGGCGGAAGGGCCGCCAGGGAGUCGGAGAUGGAAGGCUGGUCGCCGCCCCGACCCUUCUCUGCCCGUCGCCAGGACAGAUCCCGGGGUCUCCCUCCCUUGACUCAGUUUACCCCCUUGGGGAGGGAGCAUUUGGGAUGGCAGGGUGGAGGAAGAGGUGAAGAGAGCGGGGGACCGAGAACUUGGUGGGUGGAGGACAGAGCCCCACAGCCAGGUAUGUCCCCUCCUGGGCGGGGGUAUGUCCCCUCCUUGGGACCCGCCUGGGGGUGACGCAAGCUCUCUGGAAUGGGGAAAGUGGUCCUUCAGGGGGAGGGAUGCGGACUCUUGCGCCCCCUGGCGGACAGGAGGCGACAUCUCCCAGCCUGAGAUCUGGGUAUGGCCCGCACUUCCCUUUUCUUGGGGGGGGGGAAGAGACACCCCCGGAAGACGCUGUCCCUUUCAGAGCCUCGUGGCUCAAAGUGUGUCCUGACCCGGUUUGCAGAAGAGGGACACCGAGGCCCACAGGCCUCCCCGCUCCUUCCCUGGCUGGGAUGCAGGCACGCUGCGUCUUACAUCCUUCUCUAUUUAUUCUCUCACCUUCUGCGGGCCCCUUGCCCGGUGGACAUUAAAGGAAUGACAUUCUGGAGACCUAUGA
Molecule: messenger RNA, 2245 nt
Organism: Equus caballus (horse)
Lineage: Eukaryota; Metazoa; Chordata; Mammalia; Perissodactyla; Equidae
Gene: GNA15
Product: G protein subunit alpha 15
Biological process (GO): action potential; adenylate cyclase-modulating G protein-coupled receptor signaling pathway; phospholipase C-activating dopamine receptor signaling pathway
Cellular component (GO): heterotrimeric G-protein complex
Molecular function (GO): G protein-coupled receptor binding; G-protein beta/gamma-subunit complex binding; GTPase activity
Source: RefSeq, a predicted model, not a curated record